Cutaneotrichosporon cavernicola is the source of this 1344-nucleotide messenger RNA. RefSeq lists its product as uncharacterized. The transcript has a single exon. NCBI's taxonomy places the organism in Eukaryota, Fungi, Basidiomycota, Tremellomycetes, Trichosporonales, Trichosporonaceae. The coding region runs from base 1 to 1344 and encodes 447 amino acids. Gene Ontology annotation, molecular function: sarcosine oxidase activity; L-pipecolate oxidase activity; proline dehydrogenase activity. The record is from RefSeq and is a predicted model, not a curated record.
AUGUCCAACCGCUUCGCCAAGCCCUCUGUCCUCAUCGUCGGCUCCGGCGAGUUUGGCUCGACGACCGCCGUCGAACUCCUCCGUUCGGGCAACUACUCGAGCGUCACCGUCCUCGACCGCCUGCAGACCAUCCCUGCCGUCGACGCGGCGUCGACCGACAUCAACAAGGUUGUGCGCUUCGACUACGCCGACGAAGAGUACGCUGUCCUCGCGCACGAGGCCAUCCAGCGCUGGCUCCGCCCCGAGUGGAAGGGGAUCUACUUCAACACCGGCUGCCUUGUUCGUGGCCUUACCGACCCCCAGUCGCAGCGGAUCUACCAGAACUCACUUGCGCUCGAGCCGCGUACCCGCCUCCUCCAUGACCCCGAGGAGAUUCGCAAGGUCCUCUCUCCGUCUGGCAAGGCUGUGGUUGGGGAGAAGAGCCUCAUCAAGAGCUUCCACAACCCUCAGGGCGGGUGGGUGCAUGCUUCGGGCGCUAUCAACAAGCUGUACCGGGACAUUGACUGGCUUGGCGGCAAGAUCGUCACUGGUGCGGACGUUACCGAGCUCAUUAAGAGCGAUGAUGGCUCGGAUGUCGUCGGUGUUAGGUGUAGGGACGGGCGCGAGUUCCGCGCCGACAAGAUCAUCAUGGCCAUGGGGUCGUGGACUGGCGCCCACCCCGCUCUGAGGGGCGUGUUCCCAGACAACCUCCUGGUGCCGACGGGCCAGACGGUCGCCGCGGUCCAGCUCACGCCGGAGGAGCACGCACGCUACGCCGACAUGCCAACAAUCGCCAACCUCGAGGGUUCGGGCUACUACCAGUUCCCUCCCAACCAGACGGGUCUCGUCAAGUUUGCCCUCCACGCCGGCGGCUAUGUCCUCCCCUCCAACAUCCCUCGCACGGCUGCGGACCCCAAGGCGGUCGAGUUUUCGGAGAAGAACCGCGUCGGCUGGAUCCCGCGCCAGAGCUUCAAGAACAUGCGCGACAAGUUUGCCGAGCUCUGGCCCGAGCUCGCCAAGAAGCCCAUGGCAUACACCCGCAUGUGCUGGUACUCUGACACGCCCGACGGUAACUGGGUCAUCGACUUUGCGCCCCAGUACCCCUCGCUCCUUAUCGCUUCAGGAGGUGCGGGUCACGCGUUCAAGUUCCUCCCGGUUAUGGGCGAGCUCAUUCGCGGCCGCCUCGAGGGUCACCUCCCAACCAACCUCGUUAAGAAGUGGGCCAUCAACCGCGAAGUGCCAUUGGUUGACCUCGACCGUGAUGGUCGUCCCGGUCGCCAGCCCCUGGUUCUCGGCGACCUUACUACGCUCGAGGAGCUGGGGCCGCUCGCUCCCAACGCGGAGAAGCGCGAGUCGCGGUUGUAA